Zea mays is the source of this 914-nucleotide messenger RNA. RefSeq lists its product as uncharacterized. The coding region runs from base 176 to 598 and encodes 140 amino acids. NCBI's taxonomy places the organism in Eukaryota, Viridiplantae, Streptophyta, Magnoliopsida, Poales, Poaceae. The record is from RefSeq and is a predicted model, not a curated record. The transcript has a single exon.
GGGCUCCCGCUCUAAACCUACUACAACCUAUGAAUGAUCAGCCAAUUUGUGAGUGCACCAUCUGAUGUUUAUUCGAUUUACAUAUGUAUAUAAGACGUAAUAAGAAGCAGCUAGUGAAAGCACCCGGAGCCAACCCCCAAAGUGAACUAAACGUAAACGACCAGAGUGCGCGACGAUGGCUGCCGGCUACCUGCCCCUCGCCGCCGCCGCCGCCGCCGCCGCCGUCACCCUGCUCGUCGUCGCCACAUCCGCCAUUCCGGUGGCCGCCGCCAAGUUCAGCGGCAGGAACAGGAUGGUCAUCAUCCGCGCCCCCGGGGCAAGGGUCGUCUCCCCUGGCGGCGCUCUCAACAACAAGUGGCAGCAGCAGCGGCGCCUGGUGGAGGACGACGUGGCGCCGGAGUUUGGCGGCGGCGGCGGCCAGCUGGUGGGGGGCGCGGACGGCAACAGCCUUGGCCUCGUCAAUGACAGGCCGGUGUGCCUGCACAACGGGUGCGCCCAACCGGGACAGAGGUACACCCCGGGGCACUGCACCUACAAGAACGGAUGCCCCCAUACCCCCACCACUGCCGAGCGCGCAGGUCCCAUGCAGCACGCAUGAGCUGGCUCCGGCCGGCCCGGUCAUCCGUUCGGUGAGGACGCCAUGCCAGCCAGGCUAGCCAGCGCGCGCGCAGUUGCACGAAUAAACGAGUGCGUUGAUCUGCUCGACCUACUAGUCUUCUCCGUACUCUGGUUUUGCGAUGGCGGAAUAAUGUCAACACAAGUCGCGCGCAAACAUUCUGUCGAACAGCUUAAGCGCAUCUUCCAACUUCUCGUUCUGUCCAAACGCAUCAACCAUCUCAUUGUAGUUCUCGGCCCCAAACCUCGUCACCGAUUUUGGGAUUUGGCCCCACGAAUCAAAAUUCGAGCUUCUCAUC